CUAAAUGGUUUAAUGGGGUGUUCAGUUCCUGAACGGAACAGGUUGUGUUUUGAUCAUUUCUGAGGAGUGAAAACGUUCGAUAAUUUACAGUAUAAUGUGUCUCUACGGGGCCACAGCGACUGUCCAACCAGCCAAUGAACGAGCGCCCAAGUACGUUCUUCCAGGGCUCCUAUUGGCUGAAGAUUACGUCAAUCUCGGGUGGAUAAUGGUAGGUUGCAGAGCAGGUGAAAUGUUGACUGUGGUUCAUAGGGCAACAAACAGCAGCGUACGCCACCGGGGGACAUCAAUGGUGGAGUACGCAUCCAUUCAGGGACAGGUCUGAGAGAGACCAUUACUGGGGCUUACAUGGAGAGCUGAAACUGAAUAUGAGGUUAACGGCCUUAAUGAUGUACAUAUCUCCGGUCCUGGUAUUUAUUUUGUAUGUAUAUGUUGGAUUUUCUGAAGCUGCACCUCGCAUCAGCCUCUACGAUGCGUCGCCAAUCUCCAGGAAGCCCGGCUCAGCCUCCGACACCUGGGGGAUCUUCCGCACCGACAUGCCUCGUACUUUACCCGAGAGCAGGUUGGCUUUCGGGCCUCUAACCGGUCUCACACCGUCGCCUGCCAUUGUUUCUGCCGGCCCGACCGCCACUGCAAGCCCUGUCUCUAAAACUGCGACCACCUUCCAGCCUCCAACCACGGACCCGACCACCACCACCACGACUAUUACGGCCACAGAUACUGGAUUAAUUUCAGCCACCACAGAACAAAUAACAGCACCGAUUUUUAGAGUAGCCGGUGCACGCAAAAGAUCCACCGAUGCACAAACAUCACUUUUUGCUCCGGAGAAAAUGCUGCAGACCAUGGUGUCCAUGGUUUCCCAGCGCACCGCCAACGAUGCCUGGGCCGCAGAUAAUACUGGUACAUCUGUUACCUCAGUGGAGAAUAGUCAAGAGGGCCUUUGUAACUGCAGCAGCAGCAGUGAGGGGAUUUUGGAUCCGGACGAGUGUGACCAAGGCACCGGUCAGUGUUCAUGUCUGUCAGGAUACACUGGUCUGCAGUGUGAGGACUGUGAGGAGGGAUACUUCACCAAUGGCACCAGUGGUUGCCUGCCCUGCGCCUGUGACUCCUUCGGUGCAGUGAACCACCUCUGUGACAGCUCAGGGAUAUGUGUGUGCAAGACGGGAGUGUACGGACCCAAGUGUGAUGAGUGCCAUCCGGGUUUCUUCCACUUCAGCAGUACUGGCUGCCGGCCCUGCCAGUGUCACAACCACACCAGCUACUGCCAUCCACAGUCCGGAGUGUGUCUGAACUGUGAGGGCAACACCCAGGGAUCCAACUGUGAGGAGUGUAAGCCUGGUUUCUACCGCAGCCCUGGAGCGGCCCGGACCGAAACCUGUGCACCGUGUCCCUGCUCCAACUCCACCUCCACUGGCACCUGUCACACCGAUUCCAGUGGCUCUCCAGUGUGCGACCAGUGCCUUCAUCGGUACAGUGGCCCACAGUGUGACAAGUGCAGCGCUGGCUUCUACAAAACAUCUGGGGCUUGUGUUCCAUGUGACUGCAGUGGGAAUGCAGACCCUCAGGGUCCCGCCCAGCUCUGUCACCCCGACACCGGUCACUGCCUCCGCUGCACCAACAACACCACCGGGUCCCAGUGCCAGCUCUGUGCUCUUGGAUUCAUAGGGGACGCCCGAGCACAUAACUGCAGCCAUCCAGCGCCCCGACUCAUUCCCACACCAGCAGAUACAACCACAACGGAGGCCCCCACGUCCCCCUCCGUGUCUGCCACCAGUACCACUCUGACCUCCGUCACGAGAGGCGUCCCGGCCUCCACAUCCAGCAGCAACACGAGUACUGCACUGAGUACCGCUGCCACCACCCAGGCCCUGCUGACCAGCCUGACCAGCCCCACAGACAACACUACAGCAGCCCUGACAGAGGUCUCCUGGACGCAGUUCAACAUCAUCAUCCUGGCCGUCAUCAUUCUGGUGGUGCUGCUGCUGCUCGGCUUUGUUGGAGGCGUGUACACCUACCGGGAGUACCAGAACCGCAAGCUCAACGCCCCUUUCUGGACCAUAGAACUGAAAGAGGACAACAUCAGCUUCAGCAGCUACCAUGACAGCAUCCCCAACGCUGACGUGUCGGGCCUGCUGGAGGACGAGGCCAACGAGGUGGCACCCAACGGCCAGCUGGCACUUACCACACAGGGCAACUGCUACAAGGCUUAGCACUCCAUCCACCCCCAAGCUGGACACCUAGAUUUACAGAUGACACAAAGCUGCUGGAAAGUACCAAAUCCAAAGCUCCUUCUUGUAUGACUGCUUGUUGUUAACCUGCUCAGCAAUGACACUUCAUAACACUCGGCAAACUGACGAUGUGAUCAAAGAUAUGAAAGAGUUUCCACUUGAAAUAUUUCCCCUUUUUGAUAUAAUUUUGUGUGGAAUGGGCGAUCAGUGAAAAGGAUCCAAAGACUAAAGUGUUUUGUUUGAGUUGUGCCUGCAGAGGGCACUGUUGUGCAGAUUAGUUAGGUAAUUGGCAUCGUGUGAGACAAAUGCAAAGCAUAGACCUGCUCACUCAAACAAUGAUCCUGACACCAGUUAGAGAACUUACAGGAACCUAGCAUUUCAGAUAUUUUUAAAAUGGACUUUUGACUGUUUAAGUUGUAACUGGAUCACUUGGAACAGUGAUCUGAAACUGAGACAAUGAUUGUUAUUUAAUGAAUUUUUAUUCUGUUCUUAUUUAUUGGUUGACGUUUCAGUCUUGGGAGAAAUGCUGCACAUGUAUGAUGUGUUUAUUGUGUUUAUUCAUGGUGUUUUAUCUGCUGUUGAAUGGUAAUUUGAAUUGGCCAGUAUGUUCUCAUGUAUAGUUCACGUGUUUUGGAGAGAGUCAUGGGGAAGAUGAAGGCUGCUGGCACAGGCAUUUUAACAACCUCAUCUUUUGUUUAUAGCUUCCUGUUUGUUAAAGUGUGCCAGCUCACCUGAUGUAUCUAAGAGGAGCGUUUCUUUUACAGAUACUACACCCACCGUUUAUAAACUCUCACAUUUGUCACUACUGCAGGACUUGCAUAAACUGCUGUAAUCUACUCCUAAUCUUAUCUGCGAACAAACCAUCUGAAAAAUGCACACAUGGGGUAUGAAGAGGUUGGGUUCUGUGACUCAGUCUCAAAUGAUUGGAUCAUCAGAUCUCUAGAACAGAAACAGUGUUCUAGUGUUGAUACUGCUGUUACAGAGUGAAACCAGCCUGCACAGUGUAAAAAGUCCUCAGUCUACCGGUCUUUGUUAUCUCAUAUGGUUGAGUUGCAUCAGCUACAACAGUAAGCUGUUGUGAAAUCAGUAGACUUCAAAGCUUCACACCUAAUCUUAGACAUGGAUCCUGUGUUUUCUGUGUUUCAGUUACCAUUGGUUGGGUGUGUUUGUUUUUACCACGGUGAAUGAGUAAAGCUAAUUAUGGAACUAACUCCUCAGGUACUGGCUCUUUCCCUAAUGUGAUCACUGUAAAUAUGAUUACUGUACAGAUGAAUGUGAAUAGUAGCACUAUUAAUGUACAGGUAGAAUACUGUGUGUACACUGUCACUCAACAAGCUCCCAACCUUUCACUCUCUCGAGGGUGUGAUGUUGCUGUCAGCCCACAGCUUUUUGUAUUUUUAUUUCUUAUUAUCAGUGGACAUUGCCAUCAACUGUAUGCGACUGCAGGACUAAAAAGCACCACCCUGAACUUAGAACAAAGAAUGAAACAAUGUAAAUAAUAACCCAACGUCAGAGGUCAACUCUCUAAUAAAAUUGGGGUUAACUGUU
Messenger RNA from Lates calcarifer (barramundi perch), 3773 nucleotides. Its product is annotated as multiple epidermal growth factor-like domains protein 9. The coding region runs from base 366 to 2207 and encodes 613 amino acids. Gene Ontology annotation, cellular component: basement membrane. The record is from RefSeq and is a predicted model, not a curated record. The transcript has 6 exons. Lineage: Eukaryota; Metazoa; Chordata; Actinopteri; Centropomidae.